Molecule: messenger RNA, 4827 nt
Organism: Thamnophis sirtalis
Lineage: Eukaryota; Metazoa; Chordata; Lepidosauria; Squamata; Natricidae
Gene: SLA2
Product: Src like adaptor 2
Source: RefSeq, a predicted model, not a curated record
GGUUUGGUAUGAUUUGGUUAAAAUUAUGAAGCCGUGUUUUUUUUUUGAAACAGCAUUGCAGAGAAAACAACCUAUCUGAAAAUAAUUAGGCAAGAGACUAUUGCAAGCUUAACUGGCUUUAGAUGUUAGCAAAAUGUACAAGAUACAAGAAAAUCGACUGAGCAAAAAAUAUGUUAAUGUCACUGAUCUCUGGCUCCACCUUUCUUUCCAACCAUUGUUGCUCUGGUUUUGUCAGAAGCUUGGGGAUGUGGUUUGUGUUUGUACACACAGAAAUGUACAGGGUUAUAGUUUAGCUAGAAAUGAUGAUAAUUAAUGCUACUUUUAGGCUACUGAGACAGGUACGACUUCAUAAGUGACCAUCAGUGACUAAAUAACUCUAAAGCCUGCAGUGACAUUUUAACAUUACUCUGCCAGUUGGAAGGUGGCAUGAUGGUGACAGAUAUUGAAACGAGUAUGCUUUACGUGCAAUGAGUUCAAGUCUACUUUAAGAAUAAAUUAAAUCUAAAAUAUGUGUCUAUUGCCUUCAAGAGAACUUCCAUUUUUCUCCUGUGUAAGAGUUUGUUAUUCACUAAUGUGCACUAAUCCACACUCUUUGGAAUCUGAAGACACUUUUGAAAUUAUUGAGAGUAAACAGUGAAAAUAGUUGCCAUGGUAGAUAGAGCUACCAUGUAGAGCUGCAAACCAUCCAUUUAGCACAGAUUUUACCCUUGUAAAACUUAUUAUCCCUUCCACCUUUUGUAUUCCGAGGGGAAGAUUUGCAAAACACAAUACUGACCAAGAAGUUUUUAUAACUGGGUGGCUAUGUGGUCCUAACAGCCUUCUUAGAAAUAAAGAUUAUUUUGGAGAUUUACUUUGCAAAGCUUACUUUAUCAUUUUAAUUCCUUAUAAGAAUUUAAAAACAGUCUGACUAUAGUAUGGAGUGCACUUUCUACCUUUGUGCACUGUGUUGAGAAUGUGAACACUUAUUAUAGCAAUCUCUUUGGGAUAUAAUUUAUCACACAGUGGUUUUCUGUGGAGAAAAAUGAAACAGCCAUCAACCACCUUUCCAUUACGUCAAAGGAAACUGAGCUAUUUGUGAGUUCUUAGAAUCUAACACUUCUUAAAAACAUGUACUCAAACUAUAAAAAGCUAUACCAAUGUGCUGUGUUUCAUGUUUGGGUACACUUGACAUGAAGAAGGAUCAAGAUAACUAUUGUUUCGAUAUUAAUUUGCCCCGGUAUACUGCAUGAAAAGAGUUGCCUGAAAGACUGCAGCAAAAGAUCCAAACCAGUAGAAAAAUAGUUUGCAGGGAACUCAAUGUCAUUUGUAUUCUGAGAAACUUCCACUGAAGAAAAAGGCUGGGGUUUCUCCGGAGCACCCGUAUGAAUCGUGUUCUAGUUAGAAUUGGGGGUUAUCACCAGUUUCCAGAGCUUCGACAUUGAAAAAUUUCCUGCAUCACUAUCUGAAGACCCGGCUAUGGUAUAAUGACAGGUGAGUACAAACCAUUUUCAGUUAAACAAAAAUAUGAGAUUAUAUGCUCUUAACUAGAAUAUUUUUAAAAUGGGGAAAGUUAAAAACUGCACAACCGUACAAAAAUUCAUGGACUGGUAUAAUUAUAGCUUCUUAUUGUGUAGCAAAAUGUAAAGAUGAUUGCUAGCAGUAGUACAAUGGAAGCAAGAGGUAGGAUAAAGAAGGAAAAGCAUGAUGCUCCAUACUUUUUUUCAGGAAAGAGCCAUCAACUUUGAACAAACUCUCAACAGGAAAACACUGGAGAUGUUUCUGAACUUUUUCUUAUUCAUAGGAUUAUGCUAGUAGCAGAUAAAACAUUUUUUUACUACCAUAACAUGAACAUUUUAGUAUCAGUAUUAAGUUCAUGUCUUCCAGAUUACAGGGCAAGAGGUUUUUUUAAGGCAAAUUCUUAGAAAAAAAGGCUUUGAUAUGGAAGCCAUCUUAAUUAUGAUGCCCUAAAUUCAGGACUUUUUUUAUUAUUACAUUACUAAUGUAAGACAGAUACUGCAUUCCUGAGCAAUAUUCAUCAGUCCAUGCUGGAAAAUUGGCCAUCUUACCUCUCCCUUCCCCUGACUUCAGAAGUUGUUGCUUCUUAUUUGUGGUAUGAUUUAAUACUUUCUCUUUCAACACUAAUAAAACAUCUACCUUAGAAGAAACUAGAAAAUGGCAGCUGAUUAAUUGUUAACAGCAUUUGGUUUCUUCUGUAUUUUCCCAACAGUCCUCAAGCACAACAACGUGAAUUUUUAUGUUUCUUUUCUGCCUUUUGUUGAUAGGCUUCUCUGAGUGGUAUACUAGAAGACUGCUGUUAGGAACAAAUUGUGAUGGGAAGCUUGGUCUGUAAAAGGAAACAGAUUGCUAACCAGACAAGCCUAGAAGUGAACACAAGGCACAGCCAGAGCGAUAGUGUACAUCUGCCAGUUGCCAAUUCCCCCCUGAUUAUUGCAGUCAGUGAUUUUCCUUCUAGAUACAGAGAGCCAGUACUAAGGAUGGGGGAACAGCUGAACUUGCUAUCUGAAGAGGGUGAAUGGUGUCAAGUCAAGUCAGUAGCAACUGGCAAAGAAUGCUGUGUACCUAGCAACAAUAUAGCUAAAAUCUCACACAGGUGGCUCUAUGAAGGCAUUGAUCGAGCCAAAGCUGAGGAGUUGUUACUGUUGCCUGCAAACCAGGAAGGUUCUUUCAUCAUAAGAAAGAGACAAGCGAAGAAAGGUUGCUACUCUUUAUCAAUCAGAUGCACAAAUCAUGAAUCCUGGAAUUGUGUAAAACACUACCGCAUUAACUGCUUAGAGAACAACUGGCUUUAUAUUUCCCCCAGCCUUACCUUCCCAAGCUUGCAUGAACUGGUGGACUAUUAUUCUGAAAGUAGUGAUGGCUUAUGUUGCUGUUUGAAGAAACCAUGCUUCAUCCAAGGAGCUAGUUCCAGCUUGUUUCAUAAUCUUCCAAAACCUGUGGAAGUAAAAAGAUCUGCUCUCAACUGGCAACAGAUCAAGAGCUCAGACUUGUUGUCAGAAGAACCGCUAAUAGAAGACUCACCCAUCAGUCUUGGCUUGCGAGAAGCAGUUACUACUUACCUGUAUAUGACCGAUGACCUGUCAUUACAGGGCACACCAAAGAGAAAAAGAAGGCAAACCAAAGAUAUCUAAAGCAAAUAUUGGAAGUAUUUCUGGAAUAGGAAACUUGAACACAAGAUCUGUUGAAUUUGUGGUAUUUUUAUCAAGUUGAUUCAAAGUGGUUAUCCUUAAACCAGUGUUAUCAUAGUUAUACUUUUCAGCUUUUUCAAGAAGCUUGGCUCAUUGAAAUAUUGUGGUUCUUUUGGUUUGUGUGUAUGUGAAGUAUAUUUAUGUAUUUUUCCUACUGGUUUUGCACGUGGUAAUUCAUAAUUGAUUAGUAAUGCAAAAACUGAGAUAUUCACAAUAAACCAAGUAACUGUUUCACACGGCUGCAAUGGAGCAUUGUGACAUUAUUGUCAACAGUUCAAGAAACAAAGGAAAGCAAGGAAAGAUGCUUUCUCUGAUCUGAGAGGAAGAAUGAUAGGAAUGGAGCUACCAAAAGUAGAAUGGAAAUGCAAGUGUUCUCUAUACAGAAUCCACAUGUGGCACAUAAAAGGCACCCAAAAACAUAUUUGGCCACACUCAUAAACUGCAUGGUUUGCUUAAUGAAGACACAGUACAUUGGUUUUAUGUUAAAACUAAACAAACUUCACAUGUUCACCACCUUGAGUUAUUUGUAAAAAUAAUAAAGGAGGAAUACAAAUAACACUUUAAAAAUAAAUUAUAGUGGAGUCAUUGAUGAUGUCUGAACUUGGUUGUUUGCUUGCAAAUGUUUCGUAACCUGAUUAGCACUGACCUUACUUAAUUGGGUAAUGAAAUGUCUACAAGCAAACAACCAAGUUCAGAGAGCACCAAGAAAUCCAUAGUUCAAUCCUGAGUUACAUAUAUUCUCUUAUAUUGUAACUACAUUAUAGCCUGAAUAAUAAGGAAACCAGUCCAAAGUCCACAAAAAUAGUAUUGAACUUGUCUGGCUCCUAGUUUCCUACACAGCAGACUUCAGGAAUAUGGAAUCACGGGUCUUCCAGAUGUUGUUAAAUGAUAAUUCAGUGUCCCCAAGCACUGGUCAUGAUAAUUAGAAGUUCUAUCAGUUACGAUUUAUAACACUUUGAAAGUUACAUAUGUCUAAGCCCUGCUCUAUAGUUUUAGGAUUAUCUUCAACAUUGAAGGGAUAUAACUAGAAAUAUAAGUUAUUCAAGCCUUAACAAAAUGCACUUACUUGUCUACAACAAAAAGAUAAAUAUUUUUUCAGGGAUACCUUGUUAUCUAGAAAACUCCCCAUAAUGUUACUAUGAGACAACUGGAUGUCUUUUAACAAUCACAAACUUUAUUCCAAUUUAUUACAGCAAAAUAAUUUUUAUCUGGUGUACAGCUGCUAUACUUUUAACCUGUAAGAGCCAAAUAAUUGGAGACAAAUUAUUCCCUGAAAUUAGUCUUGGCAUAAAGUCUCUGUCAGAAUGCAAAAAAAGUAGACUGUUUUUGAAUGAGAUAAGAUGGUCAGAAAAAUGUUACUUCUAUGACGAACACUAGAUAACUGAAACCUACAUAAUUCUGCAGCAUAUAAACAUUACGGAUUUUUAUUCAUAAUUACCAAUUUGUACACUAAACAGGUCUUCAACUCACAAAUGUGCUUUAAUUUAAACUUUGGUGGUGUCAAAAACAAGUCCAAUAUCAAGGUAGGAAAAAUCCAACAUUCAGAACACCCAAUGCAAAAAUACCCUAUUCUGUCCACCUCAAAGUAAUUUCUCGUCCCAGAUGUUAUCUAACAAAAAGGAAGCAGUGAUGGAAAUAUGAU